Teleopsis dalmanni is the source of this 1476-nucleotide messenger RNA. It is a transcript of the gene Acat2, whose product is annotated as acetyl-CoA acetyltransferase, cytosolic. The transcript is spliced from 6 exons. The coding region runs from base 135 to 1316 and encodes 393 amino acids. The record is from RefSeq and is a predicted model, not a curated record. Gene Ontology annotation, biological process: fatty acid beta-oxidation. Gene Ontology annotation, molecular function: acetyl-CoA C-acetyltransferase activity. Lineage: Eukaryota; Metazoa; Arthropoda; Insecta; Diptera; Diopsidae.
AUAAGUAAUUAAGAAAGUUUAGCUAGAAAGCUUCAAUUUUAUAGCAUGGUUAGUUGAUUCUGCUCCAUCUGAGCGUUUGGUUGUGCGGUUUUUCGGUUCAGUAUUUCUUAGAACUAAGUUCUUUUAAAUUAAGUAUGAAUGCUAAUGAUGUUUAUAUUGUUGCUGCUGUGCGCACUCCAAUAGGUAAUUUGGGUGGUACACUUUCCCAAAUUAAAGCUUCCGAUUUAGGCAGCAUUGUUAUUAAAGAAGCUCUAAAGCGUGCCGAGGUAAAGGGUGAAGAUGUAACUGAAGUAAUAAUUGGACAAGCCUUAACUGCCGGACAAGGACAAAAUCCAGCUAGGCAAUCUGCUCUCAAAGCUGGACUGCCAAUAGAAGUGCCGGCAUUUGUACUAAAUAUGCUUUGUGGUUCAGGACUUAAGAGCGUUACUUUGGGCUAUCAAUCUAUACGUUCUGGUGACAAUAAAAUUGUGGUCUGUGGUGGACAAGAAAAUAUGUCAUUAGCGCCACAUGUAAUACAUAUACGUGACGGUGUAAAAUUGGGACCUGGAACUAUGGUUGAUUCAAUGGUACAUGACGGUCUUACUGAUGCCAUGUAUAAUAUUCAUAUGGGCAUAACAGCCGAAAAUUUAGCUACUGAAUAUAAUGUAAGUCGUUCAGAACAGGAUGUGUAUGCGGUACGUUCUCAAAAUUUAGCUGAGGCAGCACAGAAAAAUGGAUAUUUUAAUAAGGAAAUUGUUCCUGUUGAAAUUAAAGAUCGUAAGGGAACUAUAAUAUUCGACAAGGAUGAGUUUGUUAAGGCUGGCUGUACUGUCGAAUCAUUUCAAAAAGUCAAAACUUGUUUUUUGGAUAAUGGAACCGUAACCCCUCGUAAUGCCUCCGGUAUUAAUGAUUCAGCUUCUGCUGUCAUUUUAAUGUCGGCAGAAGAAGUGCAAAAAAGAUCGAUUAAACCACUUGCUAAAAUUGUUGCUUGGGCUCAAACUGGUAUUUGUCCUAAAGUAAUGGGUAUUGGUCCAGUAACUGCUGUUAAUGCUGUUUUAGCUAAAGCAGGCUGGUCAAAAGAUGAAGUUGAUCUUUAUGAGUUAAAUGAAGCCUUUGCUGCACAAAGUUUGGCAGUUUUAAAAUGCCUACAGAUUGACCAAAAUAAAGUGAAUAUUCAUGGUGGUGCUAUAGCAUUAGGUCAUCCAAUCGGCGCCUCGGGCAAUCGCAUUUUAGUAACGCUUUUAUAUGCACUUGAGCGUACAGGCGGUAAAAAAGGUGUUGCGAGUCUUUGUAUCGGAGGCGGAAUGGGCAUUGCUAUUGCAGUGGAACGCGUUUAAAAUUUUAAACAUAUUUAACAUAUGUAUGAAUUUGCAAGCAACUAUUGUAUUGAAAACAAAUUGUUUGUGUGGAAAACGGUUAAAGUUCAAAAGUAUUUCAUGGCCUUAUAUAAAUGUACUUAAAACUAUAAAUAUGCGACAAAUAAUAUAUUUAUGUUAA